Messenger RNA from Sorghum bicolor (sorghum), 1160 nucleotides. Its product is annotated as peptidyl-tRNA hydrolase 2, mitochondrial. Gene Ontology annotation, molecular function: peptidyl-tRNA hydrolase activity. Bases 108 to 845 code for a protein of 245 amino acids. The transcript is spliced from 7 exons. The record is from RefSeq and is a predicted model, not a curated record. Gene Ontology annotation, cellular component: cytosol; mitochondrion. Lineage: Eukaryota; Viridiplantae; Streptophyta; Magnoliopsida; Poales; Poaceae.
GUCUCUUGUCCCCCUGACACACCAGUCCCAAAAACCCACGGUAUCGUGAGACGCACAGACCCUAUCACCCUAACUGCCGCCGCCGGUGACCGGCGACGGCGAUCCCGAUGGGCGCGUCGGCCUCCGUGUUCUCGCUCCCCACGGCCGCCGCGCUCCCCGCAGCCGCCACCGCCGUCGCCGGGGCCGCCGGCUGCUUCGCGCUGGGCUACCUUCUCGCCCUCACACGCCUCCCGCGCCACGCCGCCGCCCCAGGUUCUGGGGGCCCCUCCGAUGACGAUUCCGAGGAUGACUCGGAAGAAGAUGAUGAUGACGAAAACUCCGGCCGCAGCCGCGCCGCGAAGCGGGCGGGCGGCGGGCAGAAGAGGACCGGGCUCCGGCUGCUCUACUGGGCACGGAACGUGGUGACCAAGUCCGACUCGGCCAGGGAGACGGAGAGGUCCCAGUCUCAGGCCGCCGCCAGCCCCCUGGAGAUCGAGAACCUUGCUGAGAUAAUAGAAGAUUUCAAAAUGGUGCUGGUCGUGAGGAAUGAUCUGAAGAUGGGUAAAGGGAAGAUUGCCGCACAAUGCAGCCAUGCAACUCUUGGGCUAUUCAAAAAACUCCAACAGAGAGCUCCGAAAUCACUAAGAAGGUGGGAGCGGUGUGGGCAAGUUAAAGUGGUUGUGAAAGUAGAAAGCGAGGAGGAUAUGCUUGUUUUACAAGGGAGAGCAAAGUCUUUGAAUCUGCCAACUCACAUAACCAUAGACGCUGGAAGAACACAGAUUGCUCCAAAUUCAAGGACAGUCAUGGCUAUUCUGGGGCCAGCUGAUAUGGUUGAUGACGUUACUGGCGGUCUGAAGCUUUUGUAGAAAAUCACCUUGUCAGCAUCCUCAACUUGGGUCUUCAUAGAGCAGUGCUGGAACUUUACAGCCCACAGUGAUCUCCGCACUUUCACUGAUGUAUGGUAGAAGAAUGAACCUCGGCCUUGUUGCUUGUCCCGAUCUUCUUGUCCAUGAAUUUAUUUGAAAGGAGGUUGCAUUCAUUUUCACUUGUAUCGACUGUUAUUUUUGGAGUUGUGAUUUUAGCAGUUCCAGUUGGGUGUUAGAGAACUUAAAUGUUGAGAAUUAUAGACCAUCAUUUCCUCUGUAACAUAGAUAAGAAAAGGUUUCACUGUUGUCCCUUUC